CCUAGCCGCGUGCCAGCAAAAGCUCGAUACAACAUUGAGAUAGCUAGGCAUAGGCCAUGGCCGGCCUCUUCGAUGCAGAUGCCUACGAAUGCGACGACCUUCCGGAAAGGUUCUACCGAGUAACUUAUCCUGGGUCGCAAACUCGGGAUGAAGACACCGGAGAUUACGUUUCAGACACCACUCUCGAAAUCUCUGACGAUGUCGAUCUGAAGGAGAUCGUUGAGGACCACUUCUACUGGCGGAGAGCGCCCAGCCCUUUUAUAUCCGUCUUUUGUGACGAGAGGCAUGCCCGUAACUGGGCCCGUAAGCGAGUGGACAAGCUCAAUUGCAGCCUGGGCGACGUCUACAUCAGCGAGAUUGAUACGGCGAAGCUUCCGGCUGGUACAACCGUGUUUGAGGCUACGCUUCUGGCCGACAUGCUGGAUAUCUAUCAUCCAUAUUCGGAGAACGAGUAUCUCGUCCUCCAUCGCAUUUCCUGCGUGUCUAUUGUUAGCACGCGGAGCCUGGAGGAGAUUGAGGCAGACGAACUGGCGCACACGAUGGCACUCUUUGGACUUAACGACCCGAUCCGAAUGUUUAUCGAUCAGGAUUCAGAGCAUCUCGACUUGGCCAUAGAGUCCUUUCAUGUUGUCCUCCGUUUACCUAGCGUAGCAAGCCCGGUGCAGCCCAAGACCUGCAGCAGCUUAACAUAG
Molecule: messenger RNA, 692 nt
Organism: Trichoderma reesei QM6a
Lineage: Eukaryota; Fungi; Ascomycota; Sordariomycetes; Hypocreales; Hypocreaceae
Exons: 4
Coding region: 57-692 (211 amino acids)
Source: RefSeq, a predicted model, not a curated record